Molecule: messenger RNA, 333 nt
Organism: Alternaria burnsii
Lineage: Eukaryota; Fungi; Ascomycota; Dothideomycetes; Pleosporales; Pleosporaceae
Exons: 1
Coding region: 1-333 (110 amino acids)
Source: RefSeq, a predicted model, not a curated record
AUGGACAAACCAGGAGGCCUUGGUACUUUUAAGUGGCGAUGCGUCGAGGAGAAAGGAUGGAUGGGGUUCAAGGACCCAGCUUCUGCGCAAUACCUUGGUUAUCAUGAAUAUGGACUUCUGUUUUGUAGAAGCCCUCAUCAUCGAAACAACGAAUACCUAUGCCCCCGAAUGCGCCCAGAAGGUGGAUUCGUUCUGCUGGUACGUCACGAUGACCAUCUUCGUCUCUUGGGUGUAUUCGCAAACGAAUCGGAAAGUGAAAUUAGACGGAAGUUUAGAAUCAUGGACUGGAGCUCUGAGGAGAUUGUGUGGGAUUUUAUUGAGGUACAACAUUAG